This is a messenger RNA of Macroventuria anomochaeta, 4140 nucleotides long. RefSeq names its product ras GEF. The transcript has 4 exons. The record is from RefSeq and is a predicted model, not a curated record. The coding region runs from base 322 to 3759 and encodes 1145 amino acids. Gene Ontology annotation, cellular component: plasma membrane. Gene Ontology annotation, molecular function: protein binding; guanyl-nucleotide exchange factor activity. Gene Ontology annotation, biological process: positive regulation of GTPase activity; Ras protein signal transduction. Lineage: Eukaryota; Fungi; Ascomycota; Dothideomycetes; Pleosporales; Didymellaceae.
CCUCACCUGGAGCUGAACGCCCGUUGUGAGAGCUCAUUCGCUACGUCGCUCUCGUUAGGCGCGAAUGUGAGGGCUCUAAUUCGCAUGCCGCCUCUAGCCCAAUUGCGUCCCCUCCCUGAGCCGUAAGACCACAGACGUGGAACCUCUGCACACCUGGAGUCUACUGUGAUCCCAGAGCAGACUGCCUGCUGCUCGCCUCCUGUUGCCGCUCCCCGCACCACGCCGCAGCUGAGGGAAGGCCGCGCCUGGAGUCAGAGCGACGUUGCUGCCUUCCCAUCCCCGCCUUGACGAGACGGAAGGGUCGCGCCUGCCGCCGCAACCAUGAACGGCUACAGUGGCACCAUCACGCCCGGGGGCAUGUACGUGAAGGCGCUCUACGACUACGAUGCCGACGAUCGCACGAGCUUGAGCUUCCGCCAGGGCGACAUCAUUCAGGUCAUCACGCAGCUGGAGAGCGGAUGGUGGGACGGGGUGAUCAACGGUGUUCGCGGCUGGUUCCCGAGCAAUUAUUGCACCGUCGUGCAGCGGUCGAGCGAGAAUGUCGAGGACGACAGGAAUGGCGCGGAGCCGGUCGACGAUCACGAUACCCAGUCGCUGGACGAUACCGACUACACCAACUCUGACACUGAGUCGAUCAGCGGGAACGACACGAUACUGCCCAUCGAGCGCCACAACGAGAACAACAAUGCCAGCAGCAAAGAGGAGGAGGCCGCGUUCUGGAUACCUCAGGCGACGCCAGACGGCAGGCUCUUCUACUUCAACACCCUGACAGGGGUCAGUACCAUGGAACUGCCUCUAGAAUCCCCUGCUGCAAACGAGAGCGGACCCCGCGACCGCGUGAACGUCUUCAUACCAGAAUCGUCAAGGCCGCCGGCUGAGCUGCUCGCCUCUGGCACAAUGUACGAUACCGACGAUGAGACGUCAGCCUCAGACUUCGAAGGACACGGCAUCAAGGGCUCAUAUGGAAGGAAACGGCUGUCAAGUGGAGUUUCACCAGCAACUUCUACGGAGUCUAUGAACCAGGGUCUAGCACCAAGAUCCUACGAUGCGAACGGCACAAGCUUCUCAGGCGCUGCUAUACCACCGAUUGGCACCACAGCUACGUCCUUCGCGAACAGCCCUCCAACUGGAGGACCAUCGACAUCUGCGCAGUCACGAAAGUUCUACGAUGAUGUGAACCCAGUGCCCUUGACAUGGAAUAGGAUGGUGGAGGACAUGCGCCGAGCCAUCGAGCGCUACCGCGAGGCCAUCAACAAUAGCGACCGGUCUGAGUUUGUCAAGAGGGCAGAAGAUAUCUCUGAUCACUUGCGAUUACUGCUCGCUGCAGGCUCUGGAACCACUGACAAUCACUCUGGAAAUCCUUCAAUCAUAUCUACUAACAAGGCUCUGUACCCACAUUUCCGAGAGACAAUGUCGAGAUUCUCUAAGCUGGUCCUCUCCUCUCACAUCGCUGCGUCUGAUUUCCCACCGCCAGACUCAUACACAAAGUGCUUGAAAGAGGCGGAUGGUGUCCUGAAUGGCGUUUACGGCUUUGUCGAGGUAGCUCGUCAACAGUGUGGAGAAGAUAUUCCUCGCUUGGUACCUGGCUUCAUCGUCGGUAGCGGCGUUAGUGGGAAUUGGCACAACAAUGGAGCGGACUUACGAGACAGCAACGGCAUCUCAUCCUUCAUGGAGGACGAAUUCGAACCUCCUGUUGAACCUACCGUAAAGCUGGACUCUCGCGUACUCGAAAGAUUGGAGGAUAUCAAGCGACUCAUUGUAUCGAGUGUCCGUCGAUUGGACGAGCAAUGUGUUGUUCGUGACAAGGUGGUCUCGCGCCAAAGACACCAGUUGGUUGGCGAUCACAUUUGCACCGCUGGAGGAAAGGUCCUCGAAGUGUGCCGGCCAUGGCUAUCCACGAUCGAAUCGAUCAACCUCUCCUCGACAAGCUCGACUAUGCCAGAACAGCAACUAAGCGAAUUCAGCAUACAGAAGCAGAAGGUGUACGACGUGGUUUCAGAGCUAGUAAUCGCGUGUCAAGGCGUUGCAGCACCGCUGGGCGACGAGUGGGCCGAACUGCGUGGCGACUCCCUCGAGGAUCGAAUCAACGCCGUUCGAGCUGUCUCGAGAGAUCUCGAAACCAUCGUUGCCCAACAGUACGGACUCUUGCAGAAUUUAUCAGAAGCAGUCCCCCUCUCAGACAUCACCGUUCGCACUGACUCUCGGAGAUUCACCGACACAGACUCCGAGCUCGCGGCUUCGCAUGCUCGAGGACCUUCAGCGACGCUAAGGCCAUUGCUGAAGGAUGUGCCCCAAUCCAAAACAUACAGUGAAGGCACUGCACUGGACGAGAACAAGAUCGACUCGAUACAGCCUCCAAGAAACAACAAGAAGCUGAAGGACUUCUUCGGCGAAGUACCUGUCAUUCCGCAGACCACUGUCGAGGAGAUUCCGGAGUACUUGAAGCUCGACCACGAAGGAGAAAUCUCCUAUGAUCAUAAGGUCACUCCACCACAGCUACGCGGCGGUACAUUGGCAGGUCUUGUGGAGCAACUGACGCGCCACGACCGUCUUGAUCCAGCAUUCAACAACACAUUCCUUCUCACAUAUCGAUCGUUUACUACGGCAUCUGAGCUUUUUGAAAUGCUGGUCAAGCGGUGGAGCAUACAGCCGCCUCACGGCCUAGCCAAAGAGGACUACCAGACAUGGGUGGACAGGAAGCAGAAGCCUAUUCGAUUCCGUGUGGUGAACAUUCUCAAGAGUUGGUUUGACAACUAUUGGAUGGAAGGCAACGACGAGGAGGCACGGAUAUUGAUCCAAAGAGUGUACAACUUCGCAAAGGACCACGUUGCGACAACUAGCACACCUGGUGCCGCCCCCCUAAUGACCUCUGUCGAGCAACGUUCUCGUGGCCCAGAUAUGCCAACGAAACGACUCGUACUCACGCUCAGCGCCCAGACGCCACAGCCAAUUCUACCAAAACACAUGAAGAAGCUGAAGUUCUUGGACAUUGACGCCACAGAGUUUGCGCGCCAGCUGACUAUCAUCGAAUCGAAACUUUAUGGCAAGAUCCGACCGACAGAGUGCUUGAACAAGACAUGGCAAAAGAAGUUAGCACCCGGCGAGCCGGACCCAGCUGCAAAUGUGAAGGCGUUGAUUCUCCACUCUAAUCAGUUGACGAACUGGGUGGCGCAAAUGAUCCUGACCCAGCAGGACGUCAAGCGCAGAGUGAUAGUCAUCAAACACUUCGUCAAUGUCGCCGAUAAAUGUCGAUCAUUGAACAACUUCUCGACAUUGACAUCAAUCAUCUCAGCCCUGGGAACUGCGCCAAUCCACCGUCUGAACCGGACAUGGAGCGCAGUGAACCAGCGGUCAAUGGGUGUCCUGGAGAGCAUGCGCAAACUCAUGGGCAGCACCAGAAAUUUCGCGGAGUAUCGAGACACACUUCACAGGGCGAACCCGCCUUGUAUACCUUUCUUCGGUGUCUACCUUACUGAUCUGACGUUCAUCGAAGACGGCAUCCCUUCACUGAUCAAGAAAACGAACCUGAUCAAUUUCGCCAAGCGCGCAAAGACCGCCGAGGUAAUCCGCGACAUUCAGCAGUACCAAAACGUGCCGUACCCACUGCAGCCUGUGCCUGAUCUGCAGGACUACAUUUUGACAAAUAUGCAAUCUGCAGGCGAUGUGCACGAAAUGUACGAGAUGAGUUUAUCCGUUGAGCCGCGCGAGCGCGAAGACGAGAAGAUUGCAAGACUUCUCUCCGAGUCUGGAUUCCUGUGAUGAUACCCCACGAAGCGUUUGAUCUAUCGAUCUUGGAUGAUGGCGAUGGCGUUGGGUCACAUUUUGGCUACGAUAUACGAUUGAGGCGCUCGUUUUCUGGCGCGCAGGCGAAUAUUACUCAGUACUGUGUUGCAUUUUUGGCAUUGGAAAACGAACCGCGUACGGUUUGCUCGUCUAUUGUUCUCGCUAUUGAUAUUAUUUCUAGAAGCUGCGUGGAUGUUUACGAGGCUGUCUAGUUCGAGUUGCCGAUUAUUGAGAACGAACGUUUGCGGCGGCGGCUGGCGGUGUGCGCGGAUGGGUGGCCUCAUAAGGGUUUUUACGAGACUUUACAAUGCUGGCUUCCUUCACCCCUCGUGUUGCCAUAGGACGAGGCAAACGAUG